This is a messenger RNA of Triplophysa rosa, 701 nucleotides long. It is a transcript of the gene plp2a, whose product is annotated as proteolipid protein 2a. Gene Ontology annotation, cellular component: membrane. The record is from RefSeq and is a predicted model, not a curated record. Bases 71 to 532 code for a protein of 153 amino acids. The transcript has 5 exons. Lineage: Eukaryota; Metazoa; Chordata; Actinopteri; Cypriniformes; Nemacheilidae.
UUUGAUGCACAUGGUGGAUAUUAAACCCUCAUUUUAAAACACUUUUUGAGCAAGAUACCACAAAAUAAAAAUGGCAAACGCAAACGAAGUUAAGCAGCCACUUUUUUCAACGGAGAAGAUAACAACAUUCCUCCGGACAUCAAAGGGGACUAUUUUAACUGCUGAAAUGGCCCUGUGUCUCCUUGUGAUUGUUUGCAAAGCAUCAUCUAUCAAAUGCUACUUGUGGAGCGCCGUUGUAGAGUUGGUUUGGGCUGUGAUCACAUUUAUUGUAUAUGCCCUGGAUUUGGACUUAGCCUUAAUAUUUUUCCCAUGGACGGACUUUUUCAGAGCGAUCACAGGCUCACUUUUCCUUUUCAUUACUUCAUUACUCUGUAUGACAGGGAGCUGGACAGAACCUGGACUGGUUGCUGGCAAUGUUUUUAGUUUGCUAGCAGCAGUGGUGUUUGGAUACGACACCAUUGUCACUAUUAAAGACAUAAAAAAUCUGAAACAGCAGGGUGUUGAUCUGGGUAUUGUGGUGACACGAUUUUAAAAGGACAAAAGUGUUGAAAAGUGAUGAAGAACAAAAUUCUGAAGAAAACUGUAUACAUACUAGUAAAGUAGAUUAACAAUGUUGUGCAUAUUAAUAUUAAAGAUGUGUCUUAGAUAAUUCCACUGCAGUUUGGUUUAAAAUGUAAAGAAUCUCAAAUAAAUAUAAUAAU